This is a messenger RNA of Aaosphaeria arxii CBS 175.79, 2794 nucleotides long. Its product is annotated as SPX-domain-containing protein. Gene Ontology annotation, cellular component: vacuolar transporter chaperone complex; fungal-type vacuole membrane. Gene Ontology annotation, biological process: microautophagy; vacuolar transport; vacuole fusion, non-autophagic. NCBI's taxonomy places the organism in Eukaryota, Fungi, Ascomycota, Dothideomycetes, Pleosporales. Bases 230 to 2584 code for a protein of 784 amino acids. The record is from RefSeq and is a predicted model, not a curated record. The transcript is spliced from 3 exons.
AGCAGCGCCUCUCCAAAGAUCCCUGCCCAAGCUUCGGACUGCCGACUGUCUUGGAUCUUGCGCUUCCUAUCCAACUCUUUCUUUUUCACACAGCGGGGAGCUCUUGUCUUCCUGUACGACUUAACUUUCUAUCCCUUCCUUACGUCUCCCAAACGUCGCGACAGCUUCAUCCACUCGUCGUUCAUUCUCUACAGGUGCUGCGCGCUCCAAUUGGCGCAAUCCGCCCAUCAUGAGGUUCGGUCAACAGCUCAAGUCCUCCCUCGUUAGGGAUUGGAUGUUCUACUACAUUGACUACGAAGGUCUUAAGGAUGCCCUCCACCUGCACCGAACAUGGGACGAGAAGGCCGAGCAGGAGUUUGUCUCCAAGCUCGAGAAGGAGCUCGACAAGGUCUACGGCUUCACGCAGGUGAAGAGUGAGGAGAUCAUCCGCCGAAUUGCCGCUUCCGAGAACGAGGUCAACGACGUUGUCGCGCAGGUCGACCAGCCCGGUCCCAAUGGCCCGACCGACGAGGACUUUGAGCUCUUGGAGGAGGACUUGAGUGACAUCAUUGCAGAUGUGCAUGACCUAGCCAAGUUCACCCAGCUCAACUACACUGGAUUUCAAAAGAUCAUUAAGAAGCACGAUAAAACUACACGUUGGGUGUUGAAGCCGGUCUUCGCAACCCGCCUAAAGCAGAAGCCGUUCUACAAGGACAAUUACGAUUCUUUUAUCGUUAAACUCUCGAAGCUUUACGACGAUGUGCGGACGCGCGGAAAUCCCGUCAAGGGCGACUCGGCUGCUGGAGGAAAGCAACAGAAUUUCGUUCGACAAACCACCAAGUACUGGGUGCAUCCGGAUAACAUCACCGAGCUGAAACUCAUCGUUCUAAAGCAUCUGCCGGUUCUUGUCUUCAAUGCAAGCAAGGAAUUCCAGGUCGAUGACUCGGCCAUUACUUCUAUCUAUUUCGAUAACACGGAUACUUGGGAGCUGUAUCAGGGCCGAUUGAAGAAGACGGAAGGUGCCGAGGCCAUCCGCCUGCGUUGGUAUGGCGGCAUGUCGAACGAAAACAUAUAUGUUGAGCGGAAAACUCACCGAGAGGAUUGGACUGGAGAAGAAUCCGUCAAGGCUCGUUUUAAGCUGAAGGAGAAGCAUGUCAAUGCCUACCUCCGCGGCGAGUACACGCCUGAGCAGAUUUUCGAGAAGGAGCGCCGCGACAACAAGAGACCGGAGAAAGACAUUGCAUCGGAUGAGCAGCUUGCGCGUGAAAUCCAGUACAGAGUGUUGACUCGCAGCCUCGUCCCCGUCACGCGAUCUUUCUACCACCGUACCGCUUUCCAGUUGCCUGGCGACGCCCGUGUCCGUAUUUCCCUAGAUACCGAACUCACAAUGACCCGCGAGGACAACCUUGAUGGUCGCCAACGAGCCGGUGACAACUGGCGUCGUAUGGACAUCGGCAUUGACUGGCCUUUCUCUCAACUACCCCCAGAGGACAUUGAGCGCUUCCCCUACGCGGUUCUCGAAGUCAAGCUCCAAACCCAGGCUGGCCAGGAACCUCCGCAGUGGAUUCGCGAAUUGACAGCCUCCCAUCUCGUGGAAGCUGUUCCCAAAUUCUCGAAAUACAUCCACGGUACCGCCACUCUCAACCCCAAGCGCAUCAACUUGCUACCCUACUGGGCACCGCAGAUGAAAGUCGAUAUCCGUAAGCCAGUGAGCCACAAAUUCGGAAUCGAGCGACCAGGCGCAAGCAACGAUAUCAGUACCAGUGGUAACAUGGAUGACGACAGUGAUGAUGACGACGCAAGCUAUGGCCUACCGCAAGCUCAAGGAAAUGAAGAUGAUGACAGAAUCCGACGACUCCGUGAGGCUAGGGAUGUCAUGGAGCAACAAGAUAUCAACCAGCGCAGGAAUUACGGUGCCAUCUCUGGCGGCGAGGGACCUAACGCACUUGACGUCGAGGAGCGCAUUGCAGCUCAGCCAGUUGCCACUGAUGACUACCCCAUUUAUGACUCAGAUAGCGAGGACGAGGAGGAUGAAUUAGAGGAAGCUCGUCGUGCUGGAGGAUGGCAAUACCGCCAAACAUUGAUCAAGCAUAAGGCGAAAGAGGUCGGUAACACACUGGCCGAAUGGGGUUGGGCAAUCAUCCCUCGACCUCGACCAACAGAUGUCGGCGGUGGCGGAUUCCAUCUAGGAGUUCCCAGCUGGAAACAGCCGGGAGAGAUCAAACGCUUCAAAGCACCCAAGGGCAAACGCAUCCACGUCCCUGUCCGCGUGGAGCCCAAGGUCCAAUUAGCCACCGAGCGUACAUUCCUGUCCUGGCUCGAGUUCUCCAUCCUUCUUGGAUCCAUUGCCGCAACACUGCUCAAUUUCGGUGAUGGUUUGGCCCUCGCGGCCGCUUGGGCAUUUACCAUCAUCGCAUGCUGCGCUUUGUUUUACUCCGCGAGCUUAUAUCUCUGGCGAGUUCGUAUGAUUAGGAAGAGGCGAGCUGUCACGUACCACGACAAAUGGGGCCCGACUCUUCUCUGCAUUGGACUUUUGGCCGCGGUGGCUACAAGUUUCGGUGUGAGAUUGGGUGGUGGCGGUUGGCAAGGAGGCUUGAAGGGCUGAACAGGCCGAGUAGUUACUGUUCGGUUUUUGAUUAGUCAAGUGUCUUGGGGCCUGGAUGCAAGGUGAUGGGCGCUGGGAAUGUUUAUGCAAAAUGUUUGUCUACGUGUUUCUUGGUAGAUUGUAAAUAGUUGGCACUGCUGUUGUACUAAUGGUCUUGUCUGUAUUCAAUAUCAAUCAAUUGCUUUUACGCAAAUAGGAAGUCUGGCAUGG